Struthio camelus australis is the source of this 355-nucleotide messenger RNA. The record is from RefSeq and is a predicted model, not a curated record. NCBI's taxonomy places the organism in Eukaryota, Metazoa, Chordata, Aves, Struthioniformes, Struthionidae.
ACACCCUGAACAGCACAAGCAUGUCCAAGGCCUACCAGAGCACAUUCACGGGUGAGACCAACACGCCCUACAGCAAGCAGUUCGUGCACUCCAAGUCCUCCCAGUACCGGCGCCUGAAGACGGAGUGGAAGAACAAUGUGUACCUGGCGCGGUCCCGCAUCCAGGGCCUGGGGCUCUACGCGGCCAAGGACAUCGAGAAGCACACCAUGGUCAUCGAGUACAUCGGCACCAUCAUCCGUAACGAGGUGGCCAACCGGCGGGAGAAGAUCUACGAGGAGCAGAACCGCGGGAUCUACAUGUUCCGCAUCAACAACGAGCACGUCAUUGACGCCACGCUGACGGGGGGGCCAGCCAG